GGCACCAGCUGUCUUUUGCUGGUGCUCUCACCACCACUUUUACCAUCCUAGUGAUGAACUACAUUGAAAUAUAUUACAGCUAUUUUGCGCGACGUAUUGUGGGAGGGCACAUAAUGCACAUUAUAUAGUUCGUAACGCGUAUGGAUUAGAUGUCUUGUUUAGAGAGAGCGAGCCUCUGUAGUAGGCUAGCCUUCGCGGGGAAGCAGUGGGACGUUUGUGGGAAACCCGAGGUUUCCUUGCCACACCAUAGCAUUGAGCCCACGGGCGCAGUGAAGGCAUCGUCUAGAUAUAUGUUUUUCAGAGCGUGGAGGACAGAGAGAGGAAAUAUGUUGUGAUCACUGGUUUAAAUAGUCUGUUCAAAUGGAGAGACCUGGUGAAAAUGAUCCGAUGCAAACCAUAAACAAUCAUGAUAAAGUAUCUGGUACAACGUUCCUAGUACACAACCUCUCUGGUAGUCUUCUCCCUGAGUUGGAAGAGCAAGGCACCAUGAGGAGGAAUGACUAUUAUAUCCCUGUAUCUGGCGAGGAGAAGGCUGCUGACUUUGGGAACACUAAGGAUGGUGGCGUUAGCAAAUAUAGCAAGUAUGACUCCAUCCCAUUGAACUCCCUCAAGUCAGAUGAGGCAGCCUCAGGCCCAAAGCAGGGGCCUACAUUCCAGGAUGGCCAGCGGCAUGUGGACUAUGUUCUCACAUAUCAUGUCCAGAAACCCCAGAGUGUUCGCCGCAAGACAUCCUGGUUUGCAGAUUACCGCAUCCUCAGGAGCCUGCGCCGCAGUCUGAGCACGAUGAGAAGUGGGGGCACGCCACCAUCCAAAGAAGACCCUGAGAUUGCUGCCCACAAGCAUCGCCUUGACUACCAUGAGGAUGACAAGCGCUUCCGCCAGACUGAGUUUGAGGAUAACCUUCGAGAGGUGGGACUGGAGCUAGAGAAGGAUGAGGGGAACAAAAUCCCAGGAAUUGGCUUCCUGAAGAUCCAUGCUCCCUGGAAUGUGCUCUGUCGGGAGGCAGAAUUUAUGAAGCUCAAGAUGCCCACCAAAAAGGUGUACGAGGUCAAACAGGGAAGUAAUGUGGUGGAGAGGAUCAAUCUGUUCAUCCACAAAGUGACUGCGCCACUUCAUCCUAAAGUGGAGCCAAAUAGACCCCAAAAUGUGAAGCAUCUUUCCCACCCAUUCUCCCGGGAAAAGCAGCACCUGUUUGAUCUCUCAGACAGAGCGUCUUUCUUCGACAGCAAAACCAGGGCCUCAAUAGUAUAUGAAGUGUUGAAACGUACAAGAUGCACUAAAGCCAAAUACACCAUGGGAAUCACCAGUCUCCUUGGCAACGGUGUUUACACUGCUGCGUACCCUCUUCACGAUGGGGAUGUUGACGGCAUGGGGGCGGAGGCCAAUGACAGAAAGAUAUUGUAUGAAGAAUGGGCAAGCUACAGUGUCUUCUACAAGUACCAACCAAUUGGGUUAAUCAGGAAGUACUUUGGGGAGAAGAUUGGCCUGUACUUUGCCUGGCUGGGGGUUUACACCCAGAUGCUGAUCCCUGCUGCCAUAGUGGGGGUCAUAGUGUUCCUGUACGGUUGUGCCACGGUGGACAAUGACAUUCCCAGCAUGGAGAUUUGUGAUCCGAGAAACAACAUCACCAUGUGCCCACUGUGUGACCGCGCUUGCAGCUACUGGAAGCUGAAGACCGCAUGCGGCACGGCCAGGGCCAGCCAUCUUUUUGACAACCCGGCCACCGUCUUCUUCUCCAUCUUCAUGGCCCUCUGGGCUACCAUGUUCAUGGAGCACUGGAAGAGAAGGCAAAUGAGACUCAAUUACAUCUGGGAUUUGACUGGCUUUGAAGAGGAAGAGGACCACCAUAGGGCUGAGUAUGAGAUCCAAGUCAUGCAGAAGACCCUGAAGAAACAGGAUAUGUCUCCCAAGGAUAAAAAAGUGAAACUGACAUGUACAGACCGUGCACCAGCAUAUAUGAUGGGACUUUUCAUAAUGCUUUUUAUGAUUGGUGUGACCUUUGCUGUAGUGUUCGGGGUCAUCCUGUACAGAAUCUCCAUCAGGGCUGCCUUACACAUGAGUUCCAAUCCCACGGCUCGCUCCAACAUCCGGGCAACUGUCAAGGGCACCGCUGCUGUCAUCAACCUGGUGAUUAUCAUCAUCAUGGAUGAGGUCUACGGUGCUGUAGCUCGCUGGCUCACUCUUCUUGAGGUGCCCAAGACUGACAAGAGUUUUGAAGAGAGGCUGAUAAUCAAGACCUUUGUUCUGAAGUUUGCCAAUGCAUUCUCCCCCAUCGUCUACCUCGCCUUCUUCAGGGGCAGAAUGGUUGGGCGUCCUGGGGAUUAUGUGUAUGUUAUCGGGUCAUACAGGAUGGAGGAGUGUGCCCACGCAGGUUGCCUGAUGGAGCUGUGUAUUCAGCUCUGCAUCACCAUGCUUGGCAAACAGCUCAUCCAGAACAACCUUUUUGAAAUCGGCAUCCCUAAAAUAAAGAAGCUGAUCAGGCGUCGGAAGUCUGACAUGGACUCUCAGCAGCAGGAGGACUAUAACAUGACCCUACAGCGUCAUGAGAAGGACCACUUCCUGGGUCCCUUUGUGGGCCUCAGCCCAGAGUACAUGGAGAUGAUCAUCCAGUUUGGAAUGGUGACCCUGUUUGUGGCCUCCUUUCCCUUGGCACCACUCUUUGCUCUGCUCAACAACAUCAUCGAGAUCCGUCUGGAUGCUAAGAAGUUUGUCACAGAGGUCAGGAGGCCCAUCGCAGCCAGAGCAAAAGACAUUGGCAUCUGGUAUAAUCUUCUGAGAGGGCUCAGCAAAGUAGCAGUCAUUGUAAAUGCGUUUGUGAUUUCCUUUACGUCCGACUUCAUCCCUCGACUAGUCUACCAGUACAUGUACAGCCCUGAUGGCUCCAUGCACGGCUUUGUCAACCACACUCUGUCCUACUUCAACGUCAGUGACUUCCAGCCUGGCACUGCCCCUCUGCAGCCUAUGCACCUGGGGUAUGAAGUGCAGAUAUGCAGAUACAAAGACUACAGAGAGACACUAUGGUCCAACACCCCCUAUGACCUCUCCAAGGAGUUCUGGGCUAUACUGGCUUGCCGGCUGGCCUUUGUCAUUGUUUUUCAGAAUGUGGUGAUGCUGAUGAGCGACUUUGUUGACUGGCUGAUCCCAGACAUCCCCAAGGACAUCAGUCUGCAGAUCCACAAGGAGAAGAUCCUCAUGGUGGAGCUCUUCAUGAAGGAGGAAGAGGGCAAGAAGCUCCUCCGAGACAACCACACCAACCAAAGUCCUUUUCAGCCCCGCUCUCGCCUUGCCUCGCAUGCACCUUCUAAAUGCUAGUGCCCUAGGGGGCGGCUCCAUCUGUCCGUUCAUCUAGUCUGUUCAAAAACCUUCAGCCCCUCUGUCUGGACUUGCACACUUCACACACACACACAGCGGCCUACUCAAGAAACGAGGGAGGCAUUUAUUGGCAGGCUUCUGCAUCUGCACCCCUUCUGACUUGUAGCAAGUCAUUGCCCAUGUUUUUGGUGAACCACGUAUCAGGCAGAAGGCUCCGAGUUUAUUUUUUUUUUAAUAGUACAAUGCAGGAAAACAUGUAGAUCUUUUUUGAAUAUGCAAUUUUGCUAGCUAAUGUUUUUAUUUUGUAACUUUUGCCUUUUUAAGACGCUGAGAUCAGGUAAAGGAGCUUGCCGUUCUGCCUGUUUACCAUGCCAAUUUGCCCUUAUGUCAUGUUUUUUUAUGUCCUGUUAUUAUACUAAUUCAUAACUAUCAUGGGCUAUGUUUCCAUCCAAUUGACAUGUUGCAGAUAAAAGUAUGUCCAUGAUGACGUAGUACACAUAAAAAUACCGUUUGCAGUGAAAUUCCCACUUACCUAAUAAAAAAAUAGCCUACAAGUUAAAGGUUUCCAUCACAUUUUCAAAUCUACUGAUGGUUUUCUCACAACAACAAAAAAUAUUACGUUAUAUAGCGAGUGUGCCCACUCUGGUAUUGGCAAGUGCGCUCUAGCCAAUGUAUCUGCGCGCUGUUGGCUAGAGUGCGCAUAUAGCCUACAUGAUGAUGACAUCAUGGACAAAAGAGCGAGAUUGUUUUAAUUUGUCAAAUAGCAGCCAGGCAUCGACGAUCAUAUCACAAGAAUAAGAUCCUCGAUAUUUAUUGGAAAGCAGCAUCAAACUCAUCACCUAUCACUUUCACCACUAUGUGAAGUUCAUCAUAAUGGAUAGAAAAUGCUUGCUUUUCCGACAAUUCGUAGCGGCAGGACCACACCUCAUCGCGUCACUCCCAAAUUAACUUCGAUAUGAUGGUUAUUCCACCGAUAUCUCGCAUAAUUAAUUUUACAUACACAAAAAUAACCCACCUUGUCGAUAUUUGCAAAGUUUACUAAACAUUUUACUGUUUCCAUCAGACCUGUCACAUUUUUUACACUGACAUGUACUUUACUAGCAUAAAAAGGUUGGAUGGAAACCUGGUUACAGAAAAUGUAUAAUAGCCAUGUUGUGAAUAAAAUUCUAGCAAUGCUCUGUCAAACAUUUUGAAGGGGUCAAUGGCCUCCAUUUUUGUUUCAUAAGCACAAAUUAUUUUGGAGUUUUUAUUUUCUGAUUAACAAAAUUUUGAAUGGAUCCCAUGCACAGACAACUAUUUCAAGGAGAGGAAGAAUGUAUUUUGUCAGCUCAUUUUGUAUAUUGUUUGUAAGUAAACUAUACUUUUUAAUGCAUAUCCAAUACACAGUCAAUAUUGAAUCCUAUUAAUAUACAGUCUACAAAACAUUAGGAACACUGUCCUAAUAUUGAGUCGCACCCUCUUUAUCCCUUAGAACAGCCUCAAUCAGGGUAUGGAGUCUACAAAGUGUUGAAAGCAUUCCACAGGUUUGCUGGCCCAUGUUGACUCCAAUGCUUCCCACAGUUGUGUCAAAAAGGCUGGAUGUCCUUUGGGUGGUGGACCAUUCUUAAUUCACACAGGAAACUGUUGUGUAAAAAAAAACAGCAGCGUUGCAGUUCUUGACUCACUCAAACCAGUGCGCCUGGCACUUACUACCAUACCCUGUUCAAAGGCACUUUAAAUCUAUGGUUUUGCUCGUUCACCUUCUGAAUGGCACACAUAAACAAUCCAUGUUUCAAGGAUUAAAAAUGAUUCUUUAACCUGUCUACUCCCAUUCAUCUACACUGAUUUAAGUGGAUUUAACAGGUGACAUCAAUAAGGGAUCAUAGCUUUCACCUGGUCAGUCUGUGGAAAGAGCAGGUGUUCCUAAUGUUUGUACACUCAAUGUAUAUGAUUAGUAAAACAGGAUCAACUUUCAUAAAACAAAAAAAUCUUAACCCAAGUUAAACAUCAUUAAAAGCCUUUUUAAAACCGCAUGAUCAAAUGAAGCACAAAAACGAGAAGAUUUGAAAAAAAAUUCUAUCCUUUGUGGUACCAUGUCCCUGUUCCUUGUUUUGCUUGUUUGUGACCACUGUUUUUUUUAUACAGUAUGAUCUGUAAAUCUGUGUUUAGGAAUGUGACUGACCUUUGAUUGAAUCCCUUUUCUGUGCCAUAAGACUUUUGAUCAAAUAGGUGUUUUAUUUUUUUUACUUCACUUCAAUGGAAUGACAUGGAACCUCUUAAACUUCUGUUUUGUGUGUCUGCGGUAUUGAAAUGUAUCAACAUCGACCUCUUGCAAUAGAAUAUGUUUGGAAUAUUACAUUACACCUGGAUCCAUACACAGGUGUUUGAUACUAAUUUAUAUAAGAUGUCUUUCCUUUUGCUUAUAGAAAGAACUCUGACCAUUAACAUCGUCUAAAAUGUAUUUGUUAGGACACUGCAGAAUAUUGCAUUGCCUCAUAUUGUAAUUUCUGAUGCAAGGACAUGUUCUUGUUUUUUUUCAACUACUAAUCGACUUAAUAUGGUUUGUUCAUUGUACGACUUAUAGGACGACGCUGAAUGGCAGCCGCAAUACCUUGUUUUAGAUUCGAGUGGCAUCUUAUUCCCAACUGAUCCUUAGGUAUUUCAGUCCUUGAUAUUCCUCUUGAUAUAGAUUUAACUGGAGCAGUGGAGAACAACUCGGUGUAUUAAAUAUUUACCUGAAUUGUACAGCAACAUUACAACUAUAUUUGAUUAGGAUAGUACUACAUUUAUUUCAGUUGUGAUUUUUUAUUUUUUAUUUUAUUUUGACAGCAGGGCUUAUAUUUACACUAGAGGUCUGUCGGGCUAAAGUUAACAUUUUUGGAUGUUUGAAUUCCAAUAAAAGAAUACAAGUUAUGAGAAGUGUACAGUA
Messenger RNA from Oncorhynchus masou masou (cherry salmon), 6220 nucleotides. Its product is annotated as anoctamin-1-like. The coding region runs from base 361 to 3312 and encodes 983 amino acids. Gene Ontology annotation, cellular component: plasma membrane. Gene Ontology annotation, biological process: chloride transmembrane transport. Gene Ontology annotation, molecular function: intracellularly calcium-gated chloride channel activity; protein dimerization activity. NCBI's taxonomy places the organism in Eukaryota, Metazoa, Chordata, Actinopteri, Salmoniformes, Salmonidae. The transcript has 25 exons. The record is from RefSeq and is a predicted model, not a curated record.